Molecule: messenger RNA, 25347 nt
Organism: Xyrichtys novacula (pearly razorfish)
Lineage: Eukaryota; Metazoa; Chordata; Actinopteri; Labriformes; Labridae
Source: the annotation of a GenBank genome assembly
AUGAAGUCUGGUCUGAGGAUAGCUCUACUUUUCUUUCUGGUGUCUGGGACUUUAACUGAAGACGGUAAGAUUUCUUAGUAUUAAACAUUAGUACAUUGUGUUAUGACGGUAUUUGGGUGACUAUUGAGCUGUGUAAGGACGUGGUCUAGCCUUUUAAGGUGGCGCAGGGUGUUUUGGGGGCUCUGCUAUCUAACCAAGGACAGUUCAGGUCAGGUCGACACAAAGUUAAGCUUCCAGAUAUGUCUUAUUAUCCAUUUAUCUUUGCGAAUCAUUCAAUACAGACAGUUUAAGCUGUUUCUUAACUUUCUGUGCACUUUAAUGGGAGGAAUCAGCAGCUUAAAAAAAUGAUUUGUUGGUUUGAUCAGAGAGGAUCAUGAUGUUCAGGAGCUGCAAGUACGGAGGAACUCAAGUGCCAAAAAGAGGAUACAAAAAAACUGAAGGAGGGAGAUAUUCUUUAUGUAAUUUAGUUACAUAAUUUAAUAGAUAUAGCAGUUUUAAUUCAAGACAAAAGAAAAAUAACUUCAGACCUUUCUUUUCCUGAAAAGACAGAACAAAUAGGUACAAUUUUUUUGGUGUGUUUAGGGACUUUUUAAUCCUUCCUGGAUAAGUCCAAUGAUCUCUGACUCACUUUCUCCAUCUGACACUUAUUUGAAACAGAUGAAUCAGUAAAAGUUUUUAGUAUUUUGGACACAAAGGCAGCAGACGUUAUUGAAGAUUGUUAUAACCUAAACCUUGUGUAAUUAUCUUGAUAGCUAUUCUUAAAUUUCUUAAUUUCAGAAUUUACUUGAUUUCUUCAUAAUCCAUGCUUAGAGUUUUCAACAAUGACAAAACCACAAAAGAAUCAAUAGGAGUCAAUUCAAAUUCAGGACUAUACUCGCAUGUUGCUCGACAUAUUAAUUUGUUUACUAAAACCGUAACUUUAAGUUACAUGUUUGUUACCACUCAAUGAAAUUUCUCAUAUUUGGACAUUAAUACCUGAAUAAUUCAGCCGAGGAAACAUUUUUUCUUCCAUGUAUUUACCUCAAUCUGACUCAGUCUGGCCCAAAUGCUCUGAGCAUGCUCUGUAGGUCACAAACAGGGGAUUGAUCAAGGAGUUACCAACGUAAAUGCGCCAUAGGAAGCCAGGUACCUCAGGAGGAGAAGAAGGGAUGUAAAGAAAGAUGAAGAUGUAGUGGAGUAGUAUAGAUAGAGAGCUGUAAAGUUAUCAGUGUUUCCAUUAGGGCCCGACCGAUAUGGAUUUUUCGGGGCUGGUGCCGAUACCGAUUAUUAGAGGAGAAAAAAUUCAGAUUACCGAUUAAUCAGCCGAUUUUUAAUUCUUUUUUAUAAAGUUAUAGAAAAUACAUAUAAACUGUAGAUAUCUACAGUAUACUAUAUACUGUAGAUUUACUGUAGGCUACUGCUCUUCACGGGGACAGGAAGACGAUUGAUCAAACUCAGACCAGAAAAACAUUUUCAACUACCCUCUUCGCCGAUCGGUGCCUCCGCGUCUUAACUCACGUUACACAUUUCCGGUCCGUUCUCAUCUGGAGACAUGCAGCUGCCUCAGUAAGAGAAGUAGCUCGAUUACUAAUAUGUAUUGUUGUAUAUUCUACCAUUACUGGCACAGCUAACAGUGUAGCAAGGCUAACAGCAGACGGCUAACUCUAACUUCAUGCAUAUUACAUGGUGCUUCACCGUUAACUCGGCGUGACCGAGACCAGCACAGCGGGGAACAUGGUGAAGUGGGUUGAACUGAAACUUGUUGACUUAUUGUGUAUUUCACAAACUGGUUUAUUUACCGUUGAGGCGGACCACUCUCCUCCGUGCGUCCCUGAGCUGCCUGCUUCAGAUCCAUCACUCUGCUGUGCUGUGAGGUAGUUAGUGGAUGAAGACUGUCAUGAGGUCGCUGCGCCAUCUACAGGAUAAGUCGGGGAACUUAUCAAACGGCAGAACAUUUUCGAAGUGAAACAGAAUCUUAUUCUCCGCAUUUUAUUUCUGAAAAUAUCAGCGAAAAUCUGCGAGUUUUGGCCGAUUAUAGAUAAAUCUCAAACGGGCUAAAAUUGGCCGAUUUAAUCAGCUCGCCGAUAAAUCGGUCGGGCCCUAGUUUCCAUCAUUCCACUUCAAAUGCAUUAGUGUCCAACAGGUUUGUUGAUUGUUUUGGUACAUGACAAAAUAUGUCAAUCAGGCGAGGGCCUGACAGAGACCGGAUCAAUGCUGAAAGACCACUAAUUUCAUUUUUAGAGAAUCGCAAUUAGUUUUGAUUAUUUCACACCAGAAAGAAUUCAAAUAGGAGCAGCAAACAGAGCUUCAUCUCGCUCGUUAAAAACACACACACCCGUCAUUUCUUUUACACGAGUUUUAUUUGAGUGUUGUUUGGACAGCGGAACCAGGAAACACUCUACACGUGUGUUUUUGGCGUGGUCCCCACGUGACUCCAGGAAUCUGUUCGGAUAUGCAGAUGUUUUAUUCCAUUUGAAUCCACAAUGAAGGACGUAAAUACUCGUCUGCCCAGAUUAAGAAUCCGACAAACCUGUUUGUCCUCCCUCUUUGAAGUUUGACAGAUAUUAUGACAUGAUAAGUUGAGAAGAACUUUAUUUAUCCACAAGGGGAAAUUCGAAGAUAGCUUCAUGAUGAGUGUGGAUGAUAAAAUUUUACAUCUUACUUUUCCUUUAACUAAAUAACAUGAAGGAAGGAAAAUUAUGAUGCUGUGAUGACAAAUGGGAUCUAUACAAAUAAAGUUCACCUUUAUGAAAUGAUUUUAACUUCAGUGAUUUAUAUAUUGCACUUUUGGGAUAAAUUCUGCAGCAGUAUGCCAAAAGACUCAGCUAAAAAUAGCAGAAAAUAUUGAAACCAUAUGAUGUGUUUGCUCACUCACAGCUACUUCUGAAAGGUUGCUGUGAGCUCUGCUAUCACAAAUAGAACAACAACUGAAGCGAACAGACAAAGUGACGGUUUAAAUGAGACACUGUUAGUAUUAUUCGGUUAAAAAAGUGAGAAGACAUCAUUAAUAGCUGAAAAAACAACAAAGAAAAAGCUUCCCUAACUUUCAAGAAACAGAGAAAUUCAGAAAGGUCUUGUGGUUUACAAGAACAGCUCGCCCACAUCUCUGCUGCCCCUCUCUCUCACGUUCUUUCUGUCUGUCUGUUUCCGCCUCCUGUAAGACGAGGGUGAGGGUAGAGCAAACCACAGGCAUGUAAAUGAGAAGAAGAUGGCACGCAGUCGUAAAUGAUGAUGUUAUUAUGCAGAUAUUUGGACACCUUGAAAUCGCUACGUAUGCAUUUAUAGUUUAAAUUUGAGGAACACUUCUACAUUUAUUUUCCGUGAUGCAUUUACUCAAACACACUGAAACCAAAGAAAGAAAGUAGCUAAAAGCGGGUGAAGAAAAAAAAGGAAGUUUGAUUCGUGUAAAUCACGCUGGAGGAAAAUUCAGAUUCACACCUUACCUUCAGCUGUAGUUCCUUGUUCCUUUACCUCAGAGAACCUCUGAGCUUCAAAAAAAAAAAAAAGAGAGAAAAAACCUUUACAACGUCAGAGGAAUGUGCUUUAACAUCAGUAACUACCAGCUGCUCUCAGCGACAGCUUUAAAAUUAUUACACCUGCAAACAGAGACAAGGUGAAGGAGCAUUUAAGGACUGGAGAUGGUGGAGACAGAAAAAAAAAAUAGAUAUUACGCACCAAAAUGAAAUUCAAGGCCAAAAAACCAAAACUCCUAAAGAAAUUAUUAUACCAAUUACUAGUACCAUUGCAUUUGUGGCUAUCGGUGCAAAAGUUUACAAGCUUUUGUUGUUUCUUAAAAUCUGAAUUGAAUUAGUUUCUAAAAUUUUGCAUCUUGUGGCUGCUUCUUCGUAAAAACACAUAAAAAAAAAAAAAAAACGCAACAGAUUUUGAUGACUUUUGUCUGUGAAAUUUGAAGUUAGCACCUUCCAUGUUCACUUAAAAGUAAGUCAGCUAGAUUUUUUUUAAGGAUUUUUUGCCAAGUAGGUUCAUAGAAACAGGAAUUUAUCCCGUUGUUUUGGUUCAGAGACGAAACUUAAAAUAGGAACUGUAAAGUACAAAACAGUUGUGCGUGAAAAUGUACAAUUCUGCAAAAACCUUGAAGUUUGUUGUUAAGAUACAGUGUAAAAUACAACUCUUGUAUCUGGUUGUAAAUUGUUGCAGUCAGUAAGACCUGAGGCAACCAUAAAAUCAUGCCCUUUUGUUCGUUCGUUACACAUCUUUUAAACUAAUCUCUAGAUAAAAAAAAAAGCUAACAAUAGGUUGUAAAACAACUUCAAGAUGAUCACAUGACUUUAGAGCCAGUUUUUAUUGGCUGUAAGUUAGUGCCUGUCUCUUUUAAAAGACGUAUCAAAGCUUUAAAACUCUUUCAGUGGGAUAUUAAAGGUGUUUUUCAAAAUAAAAUUAAUCUCCUCCAGAUUAAGAGAUCACUGACUUUAUGAACAGAGGACUGUUUCUCUCUUUGGCAUUUUAUCUACAAACUGCCACAAACAGUGAUUAUGAUUUGAUUGGGAUAAAUAAACCUGCUGUAAAAGUUUGAAAGCAUGUGAUCACAUAUCUGCAGACAGAGAUCAAGUAAAAGGAAAGUUUGUCCGAAACGAGGAUCUUUAAUCCUGGAGUAUUUCUCUAUGUCGUCCUGAAGCUCUGCUGUGUUUUUAACAGCCUCUGAGGUUGAGCGUGUGAGCAUGUGCUCCUCAGUAGACUACAAAGUGAGUCAUGGUUUAGUUUCCCUGCUCAGGGUUUCAGUCGCUGCUGCUGCCCUGGCAACCAGAGAAAACACAGAGUGACUCCCCGCAAACACAAACACAUGUACUUCUACAGACACUAUCUGUCUGUAGAGGCAGCAAAAGUACAGGAAUUUCUCUCAAAUACAAACACAUGCAGCAACCAGAGACAGUUUACCGUCAGCUUUUUGUCCAGGCUUACUCUCAUAGUUGUAAAGCGGACAUUUCUAUCAGUAGUUAUCCUCUAAUGCAGUGGUUCUCAAGUCCAGUCCCUUCUCCAGCACACCUGAUUCAAAUGAUCAGCUCGUUAUUAAGCCAUUACAGAGCUUGAUAACGAGCUGAUCAUUUGAAUCAGGUGUGUUGUGCAGUCCUGUGCUCUGUACCCCCUUUCUAGUCCUUUACUUCUUAUUGUACAUGAUGUUUUUAACUAAUGCUGGAUUCAAGUUAUACUGUGAAACAAAUGUCAGGGUUCCUACACAGUUUGAAUUUCCAUAUUUUUCCAUACCCUACUUUUUUGAGAACUGUAGUAAUAUAGUCUGUGAACAUAAAUAUUUUUCCAUACUUUAUUUUUCAUGUUCCAUACUUUUUAAGACCUGGAAAUUGAUCAAAUUACUUCCAUACUUUUCCAUACUUUUCCAUACUUUUCCAUACUUUCCAUACUUGCCUAAGGACCCUGAAAUGUGUCAUGCUGGUUGUUUUUACCGUGCAACAUGUGCUGAUAGACUAAGUUUGCUCUGUUUCUGUCAGCCUAUAUUUGAUUAAAAACAGCACAAAGACAACAAAUCAAGUGUUACCAAAAAUGUGAAUUUAUUUUUUAUAGUAGUUGUUAGAGGAACAGCAAAACACACCCCUGUUAUAGUUCUGUUUUUGACCUCCAGUCUUCAUCACUGAUCUUUUCACCUGUCUUCUUCUCUCAGGGUUUGACCUGUUUGAUGCACUCGACGAUACAGGUGAGUAUUUUUUUUUUGUUUUUGGUGUUUCAUGAAAAAAAUAUUGUCUUCAAUCUUUUUCUUCAAUCAUGAAAAGUUUGCACCCUUGACCUUUAGGGCCACCAUACCAUGACCUUCUAGAUUUCAACCCUUAAGUAUAUAUGAAUGAGUGUCAUCAGCAUAGUUCUUAAAAGAUGAGUUAUCAUUAAAAUGUUUUUGUUUUUUUUUGUAGACCCAACACCUGCAAAACCCAAAGAGCCGCCAAAGCCGCCAAGCAAACCAGGAGAUGAUGGUCUGUACCCAACAUGUCGCAUUUCCUAUAGGUUAUAUCGCUGAGAUCAGUAUUUUUUAACAUAAAUUGGUGAUGGGAGAGGUUGCACCAGAGCAUGUAAAUAUUAGUAAGACUCGUCAAAACAAGUUGCUCAUUCUGCUGCUUUGAGGUGAGGAUGUGGUGAGCUCUGAAAUGAGUGUGCUGAGACAAACCAUGAUGCAAUGGUGUGAUGCUGUAGGUGCUAGUCUUAUCUAAAGUGGUUUGGUGUCUGCACACUCAGACCAUGACAUUUGCUCAAUGAUGAGUCCAACCCAGCAUUAAACAUUGAGGUUGAAUUCUGCAGGUAAAGUCACCUCUUUCACCAGAUUUAAGGUCCUUUCACACCGCGACCGUUUUUGUCGUGUGAUUAUUUUGGACGUCAAUAUUUUUCUUUGGACCCAUAUCCUGUCGAUACAAGCGUUCACAUCAGCGACGUCUUCAUGUCCUGCGAUAUUGUGGCAUUCGCACAAUGUGUUUCCACUUCUGACCAAUCACAUAUCGUGUUGUUGCGACGUCUGAUUCACCGGUAUAUCCAACAUGCCCGACCGACUGAUUGUUUAUGAUCGUUGACAGAAACAUUACAAAGAUAACAGCCUGGAGGACGACUUGUGGAGAGUCAUAGCGUCAAAUUUCUGAUAUGACGAUGUUUUGUGUGCUUUAACAGUUUGCUAAACGUCUUUGUUCGAACUGUCAUCUGUGCUAAUGUAAGCUAACGGUUGUUACCAUAGUUUCAUGUGCUUAUCUGGUACUGGCCCCGACUCAGUACAUGCUAUCAUGACAGAAAGCCAUCUCAACACUAGUGUCUAGUCCUCUGCCUCUUCAAACUUGAAGCUAAUUGUUUCAGCAGAACUUCAAACUGUCCAAUGGACAUCCCAAAAUAAGUUCUGAAGCGACCGUGGUACAGUUUCAGCUCCUGAACCAAGCAGUGAAACUCACCAAGUUCUCUUCUUUUUUGUAAUAUUGGAUGCACCCAUGUGCUACGUUUCUUUUUCUUUUCAGAAACCAAAAGAAGUACCAAUUCGACAUCACUUGAAGUUGAAGUAGACUCCAUUUUUAUCUUCUCGCUUCCACUCGGGACGCUGUAGGUUGUUAAGGGAAGGUCUUCGCCUCUGAUUGGCUAUAAGUGUUGACCAUUUGGCUUGAGUGUGUGAAGAACGUUUCCAGCUUUUCUAGCCAAUCAGAGACGAAGGCGGGACUUUCCCCAGGAAAAGUCUUCCCUGGGAUACGUCUUUUUCCCCCCCGAAAGUCGCAAAUUCGCAUCGGGCUUGAUGUGUAUAGUCAGGCCCGUCAAAAUUCACCUCCGAAUAUUUCAUAAUUUCGUGUUCUAUAUCUGCGUCGGCCCCGGUGUGUAAGGACCUUAAAAGCCAAUUGGCAGGUAGAAAAAGGUUUAACUAAGAAAAGUUAAGCAAAGGUUUAACUGAUCAACUGUACAUAAAAUCUCACCAAGUCUGUCAAGGUAGAAUUUAUCAAAUUAUACAUCAGAAAUACUCUGGAGACGUCUGAGCGGUUUGAUGACUGAGAUGUUUGAACUCACAUCUUUGAAAAGACGCCACAGAAAAGAUAAAAGUGAUCUGAAAUGAAAAAAAAAACGGACUUUCAACUCAGUUAUCUUUCUUUUAAGUGGCUUUAAAGUCAGAUCUAUGGCUGUAGUUUUUGUUGCGUGUCUCUAAGAUAAACUGUGGAUUUGUGUUAAAUAACUUGUCUUUGUCUUCCAGGGUUGGAUCUGUUAGAUGCUUUUGACUUUGGUAAGUGACUCACUGUAAGAUUUUUCUACAUGUUUUUGUUCAUGUCUUUUUAUCUGUCACGAUAACAAAUUUUGCUGGACGAUAAUUGUGCUACAAAUUAUCGCCGAUAAACGAUAUUAUUGACACCAUUUUUUAAAUUAUAGAUAAUGAUAUUAUAUGGCAUAAUAAUACGAGUACACCAUGUCAAAAGUGAUAAACUUUAAUUUCCACACGAGAACAACACUGGUUGUUUUCGUUGACUAAAAUAUUUCCCUUUUCUCCCAUGACGAAGACGUAACGUUGACGAGCUAAACAUAAGUCGGAGAUGACUAAAAUGUGACGAGACGAAAGUGCGUUUACGUUGAUGGGACGAGACGAAAAUGACGAACAGAGUUGCAAAACUCAGUCAGUUAAACGCUAAACAUAUAGGAGCAGCUUCAGUCCGCUCUGACAGCUCUCAUCAGCCUGCUGUGCUCCUCCAACACACAGACACACACGCACGCGCGCGCGCACAAACACACGUGGAGUUUUGUGUUUGACGAAAACAAAACUGGUUUAAAGCCGAAAUAUUCCCACACUUGGGCUGUUGCGUUCGGUUUAGACACCAAAGCUGUCGUGUUCAUUCUGUUUGCUUGCUUUUCACUCACGACGCUCAUUUGCAGCACUGUAUCCAAAAGUCUGUGUCUGUGUGCCUGUGUGCGCCUACGUGUACCUGCGCGCGCGCCCCCCCGUGACAAAGAUACUGAAUGACUGACAGGAGGGUUCACUAACUCCGUUCAUUCCGCUAUAGAGCCAACGCCCCCAGGUGCCGAGAAAAAUGCGCAGAGUGAGACCUCUUCUCUCAUCCAGCGUGUUUGGUAGCGAGAGAGGAGGAAAACAAACGCACGUCAAUUAUCGCGGCUGGCAAAGUUAUCGACCUCGUUUUUAUUUAUCGAGUGAUAAGGCGAUUUAUUGAUUAUCGCGACAGGCCUAGUUCAUGUCUUUUUAUCUGACUGAAAUUAUCCCGACAUAUUACAUUCUGUCAUAGAUGUCUCACAUGGUGAAGCCAGAUCUGAUCAGUUUAUUGAAUCUAUUCGGUCUUAAAAUACUUGGGCAAUGAAACUUGUUUUAAAGAAUAGAUCUGACAACAUUCGAAGGUGGUUUGAAAUCAGAUUUCUUCAUGUGACACUCUGGAUACUGAAGAUAUUGGUCCACUUGGACAUGAAGUGCCAGUUCUUUGGAUCUGUAUUUUGCCUCAGAGAUAGAGAGUUGCAUCAUCAGCGUAUGAAGAUACUGAAGGCCUAAUUCUAGAUAGAUUGGUAUCAUAAAUCUGUUUUGUUUACUUGUAAAUAACUUUGUUGAGUCUCUGUCUUAAAGGUAUUAAAAUGGACAGGAACUAGACUCACUUUAAGUCUAAACAAAGCCCCCCAUAAGAUGACUUAACCCAGUCCAAAAACUACAGCCAGACCAGUCGAGGGCAAUCUAGUGCAGUCAGGGAAGGUCCCACUAUGUGUUUUGAAUAUUUUGUACUCUUCAGGUCCAGGUUCAAGGUUGAAGUAAACUUUAAACUGAGUGAUCCUAGUUUUUUAAACCCUGAAAUAUUUGUUUGUUGGAAGUAGAUUGCUAAAAGUUUGUGAGCUGUUCAAUGUUUUAGUGAGAUUUUUGACUGAAAUACUGACCUGCUGUUAGAUACUAAUUCUGUUUACUCUCUUUGGUCUGCAGGGCCAACACCAGCAAAACCCAAAGAAAAACCGAAGCCCCCAUCAAAGCCUAAAGAUGAUGGUUUGUAUCCACUGUAACCAUUCACAGAAUUAUUUAUCUGGUUUUAAUUUUUAAUUCUCUACGUCUUGUCCUAGAAGUAUCUCAGAAACAAAUGAAGUGAUUUGAAAAAUGGCACAAAUGUCCAAUGAAUCCACCUUUACUCAUCACACCUUCAUUCUGUCAUUAGCUAUUGUUUCACUGUCAUUAUUUCGUUGCGCUGAGCUUCAUUAAGAUCUUUCUAGAUGAUCAGCAUCAGGUUUCAGUAAUCGCUGAGUCUCUAAUCCAGUUGAAGGAGUCAUCAGUGAAAUGGCGUUUACAAACAACUGCGAUGAAAACAUUCAGACUUCCCUCUGUUUUCUGGAAGAUGAGUGUGGACAUGGUCUUUCCAGAUGCAGGGUGGGGAUGUCACACCCUGAACCUGGAAAUCUGUGUAUCUUUGCUGCAGUUUAGUUUGGACAUAUGCAUGUGUUUAAGUACAGAUUGGCAUAAUAGGUGCUUUUUAACGGUUAACUUUGAGGUACAAACUUGAGGCGGUUAUUCGAGUUCUUCUGCUCAGCUAAUCCUACAUGCAGACUUAAACUCACACUAUGUCUUUGUUUUUUUUGGCUUGCAGAUGGACUUGACUUGUUUGACGCUCUUGGCCCAGGUGAGGCUGUCUAGAGUGUUUGAUUUGAAAUGAUGAAUGACAUUUUACAGCUCUUGGGGGAUUUCAGUGUUUUAAGUUUUAUUUUAAACUACUUAACCAUUGAAUUUUUAAAUUGGCUUCGGUACGGGUUCAAUAACAGCUCAUAACUAACACCUUUUAUGGGGCAACUCCAUCUUUAUUCUUAUUUUCUACUGUGAGCCACGACACCAUUAGCUAAACCAGUGGUUUUUGUGUUGUUGUUUUUUUUGCUGUUUGCUUAACGAAUAUACCUUUUGACUGAUUCUGUGUUUUUAUUGCAAAGAAAAAUUGCACUUAUUUAGUGCCCAACAUCAAAAUGCAUCUACUAAUUCAGAUUUGUCUUCCCACCUACAGACCUCGACCCCAAACCCGACAAACCUCCUGUGAACCCACCACCCAGUGGAGGAGGAGGUCGGUCUGCAAAUACAUACGCUUGUUUAUGAAAUUAUUAGUGUCUUAACCUACACCGGAGUAGCAUUAAGCAUAUUCUCAUAUUUUUUUAACUGACUUCAUGUGCUGACCUGAAUGAAGUUGUGUUAACGCGGUAUUUUGAAUUCAUGUGGACAUGUAGAUUCAUCAGCUGCUGAAAAUAACUCCCAGAUUAAUUGAACCUGUUUGCUAAUGUUUGUUAAUUCUGCUCUGAGUCCUUCUUUUAGGAAGAACUAGACUUUUUUUAAAACCAGAAUCUGUGAAGUGUAUAUGAGGGCCUGACUGAUGUGGAUUUUUUUGGGGCCAAUGCCGAUACCGAUUGUUAAGGGGGGAAAAAAUCUGAUUACUGAUUAAUCGGCUGAUUUUUUACAUUCUUUAUGAAGUCAUAAGAAAUCAAUAUAUACUAUAAAUUUGCUGUAGGCUACUGCUCUUCACGCUGACAGGAAGACCGACUGAUCAAACUCGGACCAGAAAAGUGUUUUCAAGUUUCAGGCGGACUAAAAUUGGCCGAUUUAAUCGGCUUGCCAAUAAAUCAGUCGGGCCCUAGUGUAUAUAGAUCUUUAGUGGGGACCAAUCAGCUUGAAGCACAGAAGGACAGGCAGGAUGUCAAACUGUAAUAAAACAAGAGCUAAAACAUUGUCAGUAUUUACCUUUCAUGUGAUUCAACAACAUUAAAUGACAAAAUAAUGUCAAGCUAAUACAUAGGAGCGAAUAGCCGCUUUGUGAAGGUUUCUUCAGCAAUACUGGUUUAAAAAAUGACAUGCUAAAGAUGCUUCGUGUCAGUAUUACUUCUUUGGGUCAAAGUCACGAAGCUUUUAAAGGUUGUGAUUUUUCCUUGCAGGUGGAGGAUCGUUUGAUGACUCCGAUCUGUUAGAUGUUGGAGGAGGAGAAUACAAACCUGAUGGAGGUCGGUCAGGAGGGGGUGGUAAGACUUCUCGCCAGUUGGUCUUCUUUGUGCUUUUGACACUAAAAAUCAUAUAAUAAAAUUUUAGACAGAAAUUUUCUGAUAAAAUACAAUCCUAUACAACUCAGUAUGACAUAAAACAAGGUGGAACUGUUCAACACAACACCGGACUUGGGAAGAAUUCAUGCGGGAGGAUAUGCUACAGUUUGAGAUGAUUUAGUUCUGUAUCUUCAUAUCUGAUAAGAUAUCACAAGAUUUCAUACUAUUCAAUCAGAUAUGAUAGGAUACAGAGAGAAUUCAUACAGUUGGAUAUGAUAUGAUAUGCUUGGAUCUGAGACAUGCUGUUAUAUUAAAGUACAACAUGGUGUGAUUCGAUCUGAUUUGAUCUGCCACUGUUUGAAAGAAAGUACACUAAGAUAAGAUCUGACACAACACAGUAUAAAAUACCUCUCUCUCCUCAUGUUUUAAACUGUCUGAUGCUGUUAUGCUCAUUGUACCAGCUGAUAAGUGAAAUGUCACCUUACAGGGAUAUUCUGGCGUAAAUUUAAGUUAUAGUCAAACACACUGUAACACUGAGUUAGACACCCCUCUAAAGAUGAAUGUUGCCGACAGCUUGCUUUUCUAGUUAUACCAACUUUAGCAACGACUGCAUGAUAGCAAUACACAGCAGUCUACAUCUCCAAACGCAAACCUCAACCAAAAAGCCACUCUAUAGCCACAAAUAAUGCUCAGAACAGCACCUAACUUCAUCAACAGUACAUAAAGGGUCCCAGCCGUAGUACUAGCCACCAAACAUCUUAAAGCUUUGCCUAAUUUCUUUAGCAAAGAGACUAAACACAACUCACCCACUCUCCUCCAUCAGCCGCUUGUUUGUGGGGGAGCCCUGAUGAGUCGAUCACCACGUGCAGCAGAGUUUCGCAGCUCAAGGAAGAACAUUUAUGAUUAUUACUUCAUGGAAAUGCAGUCAGAGUUCUUGUGUAUCUUGUAUGUGGACUGCAGACGCGGUUGUUCCUCUGCCUUAGCAUCUCGAUCUGAUUGCAUUUCUAUGAAGUAAUAAUCAUAAAUUGUCCGUUGCACUCGGUGAUUAACUCAUCAGGGCUCGAUGGCAAGUACUAUGUCUGGGACCCUGCAUGUACUGUUGAUGAAGUUAGGUGCUGUUCUCAGCAUUAUUUGUGGCUAUAGAGUGGCUUUUUGGUUGAAGUUUGCGCGUGGAGACGUAGACCGCUGUGUGUUGCUUUCCUGAAGUUGGUAUAACUAGAGAAGCAAGCCGUCGGCAACAUUCAUCUCUUGAGGGGGUGUCUAACUCUGUGUUAUGAUGUGUUUGACCACAACUUUAAUUUACGCCGGAAUAUCCCUUUUACCUAAGUCUGUUUCAGGGGUUAAUCGCAGUACUGUCACCACAAACGUUACAGUACAUCCUGCUGUACUCUGGAUGUUAAGCAGUAUCACUUUAGUGUGAAACUCUUGCCGAAUUCAAACAUUUGUUAAGAGGUUUUUAAAAACUCAGGAUAUGAGUUGGAGUUGACCCAAAGCAGAAGUUUUUCUGGUGGUUUUGGUUGUGCCCAGACUUCUUUACUUCCCCCCUACAGUUACUCUUUGUUUGUUUGGUCUUGUUGUCCUUCACUACUGAUGACUCAGUCAGUGUGAGCAAUGCUGACAAAUCCUUAUCUGACUCCUCAUGUGGGCGCCUUGUUGCUAUGAUUGCAAUUUUUUUUUAUUUUGUUUUUUUCAUAGUGUCAGAGAAGGGGAUUCCUGUAUUAAGAAACCUGAGAGUUAUUUUUACAUAUAUUGGCUUUAGAUGUCCGUACAAUGCAAAAAGACAAGAACUGAAUCUAGUGGAAAUUUUCUAUCUAUAGCAGUGAAACAGGCUGAAACUUCGCCACCAGACAUAAACAGAGUUUUACAGCAGAGGUGUUUUUUCUUCUCCUGAGCUGCAGGUGUAGUUAUUGUUAGUUUUUCCAUUUUCUCAGUGUAGAGAAUGAUGUACCAGCUCUUUACGUCCAGAUCAGUCUCUUUUGGUCUGUCUCUUACUGUAAUGUUGUCAGAUUCUUAGUUUGUAGUUUGGAGACUCGGCUCUUUUCAAACAGGAUGAAGAUGUGGUUUCCCUCUUUGUGCCUUUGCUCUGUAAACCACAUAACUGCCCCCGUGCACUGUCAGAUUUUGUCAGAGUGCAUAACUUGAGUUUUGCUUGAGGUUAGUAACAGUUUUUCACAACAGCGCUGACUAAGUGUAGAAGAAUUCGGCUUUCUAAAACUUCAGGGAGGAGUUUGUUUUGGUGUUUUUGCUCCUUCACGGUUCAGAGCGAGGAAAUGUGAAAUGGACAAAUAGAGAGAUUCUGCCCUGGCAGGUCAGAUGCCAUGACUGAGAGAUAAUUUUUGUAUGGACCAACAUUUUGAAGGGAAAUUCUCCUCUUUUUGUCUUAAGAUAAACACACCUUUUCCUGUUGUUUUUCUCCAUUGAGGAUUAAAAGGUCUUGUCUUUGCAAACACAGAGAACCUUGAGUUUAAGACUGUCUUUGUGUCCGUAGCUCUUUUCUUUGUUUCUCUGUUUUUGACUCAGAGUAUGGAAGUAAUUAUUGGUUCUUCCACCAGAGAAAGAAAAUGGAUAAAAACCCGCAGACUUUCCGUCAUAAUUAAAGCCACAUGUUUGGUUUUUAUAUCUGCAUCAUCUGGAACUGGACUCAUGUUGAAUAAAAAUUCUACUUGAGUAUGAAAAAGCACAAAGAAAAGACCUUUAUACAGAGUUUAUACUUCUGCUCUUUCAUGAUUAAAACCAUGAACAAAAAAGUUUCUAACUCUUUUUUUUUCUCUUUUGGAUCAAGGCGGUGCAUCUGAUCCUGGACACGACCCUGGAUACGAUCCUAAUGGUAUGUUUUAUUCUUAUACCACUUUAGUUUAGGUGCUGCAGGAUCUGAUUAGGCCCCAGCCUGAACUCAGCGCUCUGUGAAAUCUGCACAAAGGUCACGGUCAAAUCAUAGCUUUACCAAGUUCUGCUUUUUGGAGUAAUUUUUUUCUUCUUUGCUGUUUUUCGGACAUUUUUUUUCUUCUGUUUUUUUACAAAUAUUUUCCCCCCUUUUUCUUUGUUUUUCAGACAAAUUUUUAUUCUGAUUUUGUACUACUUUUUUUUUAGUCUUUCUGUUUUUCUAUUAUUUUUCCUGACUAAACUAGAUACUGCAAGAAUCUCAUACAAUCAGAUAAAGUUAACCAUCAUGGCUGCUCCAAAUCAGCAGAUUCUCCAGCUCCUAGACAUCUUCAACUACGAGAACGAUAAGAAUUAAGCGUGUUUAUAGUUAAACAUAGAGUAUACAAAUCCUGAGGUGCCUGCGCAAAGUAGACAAACUUACGACGAUUCCAUCUAUCUGACUCAAAGGAGUAUCUUUCUCAGUGUCUCAAACCCAAAAGAAAGUUAAACUUGAUUAAACUGAACAAGUGGGCCAUGUUUGCUUCCAAUAAAUCAGUGGUUCUCAAUGUUUCCCUGCUCCAACACACCUGAUUCAAAUGAUCAGCUCGUUAUCAAGCUCUGUAAUGGCUUAUUAACGAGCUGAUCAUUUGAAUCAGGUGUGUUGGAGCAGGGAAACAUCCAAAACAUGCAGGACAGUGGGCCUCAAGGACUGGACUUGAGAACCACUGCAAUAAAUCAAGCAGAGGAGGAUGAAAGCAUCAAUUUUAAAAUGAUCACAAUCCCAGAAAAUAGGAAAAAUAAUUAGUCAGAUAAACAAAACAAACAAAAAAAAAGUCAGAAAAACAGAAAAGAAAAAAAAAAUACCAUAAAAAACAGAACACACAAUAAAUACUCUAAAAAUAGAGCUUUUUUUUUGGUGAAUGCAAUAUGCUUCCGUAAAGGAACCCAGUGGAGUAAGAUCUUUGGUAUUUGGUUGGUUGGUGGGUGUGGCUAAAUAGCUCAGUUGUAGCCCCCACAAAAUUCUGAAAAAAAUCAAGAAUUAGAGCAUGUUUAACCUUAAAAAAUAUGUGUCAGUGGACUUUUUUACGCCCAGACAUGCUAUAAAAAGUUUUUUGGACUUUUGAAGACACCCAAACAAUUAUGAUGUUUCCGUUUUGGGAUAGUAGUCAAAGGGUGUGUACUUCUGGGCGGGUCAAAGUCAAUUAUCUGCCAUUUUCUUGGGUUCAUUUCUUCAGCAGUGUAAAUCUAAUCCACUUCAAAAAUCUUAAACAGCCAGGAGGCACUUAAAUAGAGAGGCUUGUGUAAAAAAAAAAAAAAUCUUGAUGGAUUUGGGUGUGGCUAUGGCAGCUUGUUCAAGUUUGAUGUCUCACCACAAAAGAAGUAACUCAAAUAUUAGGAGUCCAGACUUCCUCAAACUUAAAAUGUAGGAUCACAGUCACUUCCUGUCAACAUCCCCAUGUUAAUGCUGCAUUAUAUCCAACGAACAACAGCCUACGCGAGCCCUGCUUGACAUGGUUCAGGAGGAUGAUUAAGGAUUGACACGGUGUGUUUCAAACACAAAACUCUAAUUCAGUAGUUCACACACAGUAGUUCUCAAGUUCAGUCUUCGAGGCCCCCUGUCCUGCAUGUUUUGGAUGUUUCCCUGCUCCAACACACCUGAUUCAAAUCAGCUCGUUAUUAAGCCAAUACAGAGCUUGAUAACGAGCUGAUCAUAUGAAUCAGGUGUGUUGGAGCAGGGAAACAUCCAAAAAAACAGUGGGUCUCGAGGACUGGAUUUGAGAACCGCUGAUUUAACAGAUAGAAGUAAAGCUAGAAUCCUCAGAAAAUAGGAAGCAGGACCUAUUUUUGUAGAAAGAACCAAAGCUGGCUCAGGAACACCUGGUUUAUACCAAAACAGGAAGACCUUUUUUCUCUAUGGAGAAAGUCUGCCGAUUACAAACACCUGUAGUUCAACAGGGAGGCUUUAACAUCGAGAUUCUUUUGUUUGCAUGAUGGGAAAUGUAGGAUCUUUGAAAGCUUGAUCCACACAGAGCUCUUAAUUUAGUGUAUCUUUUAGUCUCAGAUGAGAUUGAAUUUUAAUGUAAUCCUGCCAUUUCAAUUUGGAAACUCUUUGUACCUGUUUUCUUCUUUGACUGAUGGGACUCUCUGUUUUUCUUCCAGGUGGAGCUGAUCAGCCUCAAGGUAAAUCCUUCGGUCAUUUUAAACUUCCUGUCUUUGUGUCUGUCUCUUCCGCUCUCCGUGUCUCUCUGGACGUUGUUUCACUGUCCUCAUGCUGUUGUCGGGAGUUUCCUGCUUCCUGUUUGAGAGGAAGUCGUGUUCAUUACUUCUCUUGGUUGUUGAUCCAACAGUUGUGUUGGUGUUUGAUUUACUCCCUGUGUGUGCAUCAUUAACCUGUGGGAGGUUAUCUAGAUUGAGUCUAAAUCUUGGCUCUGGUUUUAUUCUGGUCUUUUCUUCAUGUUGUGGCCCCUGGUCUGGUUUCUCUGUUAAACCCCCUGCUUCGAUUGUGUGUCGUUGCAGAUCCAGACCUUCUGUGGGGCCAAGUCCUGAAGAUGCUAAAUGCUAACAUGCCAGAAGAUGUCUAUAUGUGGAUUUCAAACUUAAAGCAAACGCUAACUCCUCUGUUAGAGAGGGCCAUGGAAUUGCUGCGGGCUUUACCCUGAAACCUCCGGGGCUCUGAUUGGUUUAUAACAUUUGGUUAAACGUCUGUUUGGAAAGAAAAAGUAGAUCACGUUUAAGAAAUGUCGGAAAACAGAAGAUGAAGACUGAUCAUUGGGACUCUGUUACUUUUGCUGUAGUUUUAUAGGUUGUUGGUCUGGUUUUGUUGUUGUAGCUCGUUUGAGACUCUGUUUACUCUGGUAUGCUGUCCUGGAUGACCUUUGCAGGUCUGUGCUUGAGCAGGAAUCUGAGGUCAGCGACGCUUAUUGGUCCUUUCCUGUCCAGGUAUCAGUACCUGCUCUUUGUGCUCGCAGAUCUUCACUCUUUGCCACUCUUCUCACCAAACCCACGAUCAAGUGAAACUCUCGCUACAACCCAAAACAAAGAAUUAUAUGAAUCCUCUUGACAUAAAGAGGAAAAAAAUUGCAGGUUCCCAAUCUGUAAAGUACUCUUUUUAAUCAUCGAACCCAGCCUGCAUUAAAUCACUGCAUGGCGUACUUGUCUGAUAUCUUACCUGGCUCUGUGCAUACUGGUGCAGCAGCAGAUGAUGAAGAAAAGGAGUCUGAUGGUGCAUGACUGUGAGAUCUCUUUCUGAAACAGGAGGGAGGUGGAACCAAUCAGAUUUGAUUCUGCAGCAACAAUUUAGGUCAAAAAAAGGCAGUAAAAGAAAUGAAGGAAAGCUCAAACGAACACAACAUUUUCAGAACAAAAAACAUAAAAGUACUAGAAAGCUUUAAAUUGACAAAUUGAUUUUUACAAAGCCCAAUCUUGAUUCUGAUUGGCUGAUGAUUGACAAUUAACACUGAGAAGUAUGGUGGUGGUUCCAAAGUUGAUUAUGAUUGAAAGUAUGGCUGGGCAAUAAAACAAUAACUGUAUAUAUCAAAAAUUAAUUUCCCUCAAUAUCAAUAUAAAACAUGGUCAAUAUGUUUUCCAUAGUCGGCAUUCGGCCAUGUUUUGGUAGACUAUACAAAUAGCCAAUGAAAAGGGGAGUUGCUCCAGGCAGUGUUGCUUUCGUUGACGAUGACGUUGACAAAAUAAACAACACUGCAAAAUAUAUUUUUAGCGUUUGACCGACGAAAUGUUCAUGAAUUUUGCAACUCUGUUCGUCGUCUACCACUAACAUUUCGUCUAGUCUCGUCUUGUCAACAUAAACGCACAUUUGUCUCGUCACACUUUAGUCAUCUAAGACUUAUGUUUAGCUCAUCAACGUCACGUCUUCGUCAUGGAAAAAAAGGGGCGUUGACGAAAUAUCAUUAGUGACAGGGAAAUAAUUAGUGCUGCAUUGAUAAUAAUUCUAUUAAUGCUACUCGCUAUGUAGACCGUGUCUAAGCUUAAACCUUACCUUUCACAUAAGUGGAAGAGGGUGCGACAGGAUUUGAUGCGAUUGUUGAUGACUCAAAACAAGUCGGAAAUAACGUUGUGUGUUGUUGUGCUCACACAGUGCGAGUAGAAUCAUUAGUGGCGCAUUAAUAAUAAUGAUCAUGUGAAAUUUCAGUAGCGGUGCACGUAAUUUAGCAGUGGCGCUGCUGAAUGAAUGUAGGGGAAACACUGCUGAUACAUAUGAGUCCAGUGCCACACAGCAGAGCACGUGCAAUGCAAAAGGUUACAAACCCCGAGCGGCGCAAGGAGCCCAAGGCGCCUUUGACAGCCGAACAGCCGACGAUUCAGUCCGCUUUCUCUAGCGCAACGCCUUACAACAAAACGUAGAAUAGACAAAAAGACCUCACAGAUGCAGUAGCUUAUUGUAUUGCAAAAGACAUGCUACCAAUAAACACUGUUCAAUUUUAUUUUUUAUAUCGUCUAUAUAUCGAUAUCAACUGAUAUGAAAAAAGAAAUAUUGUGAUAAAUUUUUUCCCAUAUCGCCCAGCCCUAAUUGAAAGCAGACUAAAAUUAGUGUUAUUACUCAGAAAACCGCAUCUAUCUCUUAAUCCUUUAGCUCAAUUUAGCUGAAAUAAGAUGUAUAUCUGAACUCAACGGGUUAACACCUCUAAUAUCAGAUACUCUGACGGUAAAUUCGACUGAUACUGUUGCUAAGAUUCAAGUUUUUGCAGAAUAAGUGGGAAAAGAACUGUUUGAAGUAAAAAUAGAGAUCAGAACUUGUGGUUUUUGGUUGUUGAAGCCAAAAGUCUAAGAAAUCUAAGAGCAUCUCUGUUAAAGGUGGUUAAUGACAAAGACUGAAUCAUAUCUGUACACAGUUAUAAGAGAUUUACUCAGCAGAUUACCUCGAACAUCAGACACAGAGGAAUAUGUUUCGGGUAGCAGAUGUGAAAAAAUUCAGUUGGAGCAGCCCUGAGCGACACGAUUAGAGUUAUUCCUCUGAUCCUCUCACACUGACAGAGCAUGUGAGGAAGAAUUGGAAUAAUUAUAUAUGGUUAAUCUCUCCCUGUGAUUCCAGUCUGACCAGACACCCCGAGCUGGGUGUGAUCAUACAUUCCUCUCCCUCUCUCUUUCUCUCUUUCACCCUCCACCCUGCUCUCACUCAUGACUCAUGCAUAUGCUGCUGGCUUUAUGUUGCAGUUUAGUUUGAACUCAUGUAACCCCUCUCUGGUGUUUGGUUCAUGUUUCUAUUUUUUAAUUCAACUUUUAAGGACGCUCACAUGACAGGAAAAGAGACGUCUGAUGUUACUUUAUUUGCAGAAAACAUCAUUAAGUUUGGUUCAAAGAAGGCUCUUUGUUUAGGAGUGUUUUUGUGUAUUCAUCACUUCAUGUGUGGACACGCCCGAUUCAGAGCCGACUCCUCUGAUCCUCCUCAGUCUGAUUCAGUCUGUAUCAGUCUGUAUUAGCCGGCUUUAGUCUGCACACAUUCUUCACAUGUUCUUCUGUGCAGCACUAAGUUGACACAUCCUGCACUGAGGUGUUGAGGAUUUUCUGCUCCUCUUCUUUGAAUCACAUGAUGUCGUCUCCUUUUUUGCCCUUUCAGCACAUAAGAUUCUGUUUUAACUCUUCGGUGCUUGUUUCAUAUUUAUUUUUGGUGCUUUUGUCUUAUUUAAUGCCUCUACUUAUGUCCGCUUUGAGAUUUUUUUUAAGGAUUUUUAUCUUUGCUGUAGUGUUGCUGACAUGAGGGAAAAUGCUUGAGGAAUAAAACGAAACUGUGGAGUGAUUCUUCGUGUGUUUGAUUUAUCCAACCUCCAGCUCAGCUUUGCAGCUCCUCAGCUUUAUCAGCCUGCAGGAAUAAAUAGAAACAGAGCGUGCAGAGAGUCCAGCUAUGAUCUGCAUCCAGUUAUGACACAGAGUAAUAAUAGAGUGAGGGGUUCAUGUGCAGCAUGAGUCAAAUUUAGAGGGUUAAAUGUCGCUAAAGUUAUUAUAGAGAAGGAUAAUAUCAGUUUACACUGGCUGAACUCAAUCCGUGUGAUAAAAAAUAAAUAUCUAUACUUUUAUCUAUACUCUUUAAACAGCAGACUCUGCAUAUUGGUAAAAAAAUUUGUUUCUGUACUGAAUGCUGUCUACAAACAUGGCAUCAGCAGACUGUAAAGAUGUUGACACUGAUGUUGACCGCUCUUUCCCAAAAAGAGAUAGUAUCUCACUUAACUUUCUUUUUUUUGUUCAUGUAAAAUCAAUCUAUUAAGAAACUAGAAGAUGAACUCCCUCACUCUAUCCCUGGCUUGCACGUGAUAUGUAACCUCUCCACACCUGCUCUGCAGAAAAGCGAAAUAGAAAAGAAUGCAGUAGACACUGUAACCACAUAAAGAGGCCAGUGUUUUUACAGACACUAUAGACAGCUGCCCAGAUGUUGCAUGCCGCAGACACUAUAUAGGGCUGUGCAGACACUCAAGAAAGCUGUGCAGAUAGAAAGGAAAGCUGUGCAGACAGAAAGGAAAGCUGUGCAGACACUAUAGAGUGAUGUGCACACACCAUAGACUGAUGUGCAGACACUAAAGAUUGAUGUGCAGACACCAUUGAGUGAUGUGCAGACACUAUAGAGAGCUGAACAGACAAUAUUGUAAGCUGUGCAGAAACUCUAGAGCAGUGGUUCUCAAGUCCAGUCCUUGAGGCCCACUGUCCUGCAUGUUUUGGAUGUUUCCCUGCUCCAACACACCUGAUUCAAAUGAUCAGCCUGUAAAUAAGCCAUUACAAAGCUUGAUAACGGGCCCCAAGGACUGGACUUCAGAACCACUCCUCCAGAGCGAGGUGCAGACACCAUAGAGAGCUGUGCAGACACUAUCGUAAGCUGUGCAGACACUUUAGAGAGCUGUGCAGACACUAUAGAGUGAUGUGCAGACACUAUGGAGAGCUGUGCAGACACUAUAGAGUGAUGUGCAGACACUAUAGAGAGCUGUGCAGACACUAUAGAGUGAUGUGCAGACACUAUAGAGAGCUGUGCAGACACUAUAGAGUGAUGUGCAGACACCAUAAAGAGCUGUGCAGACACUAUAGAGAGCUGUGCAGACACUACAGAGUGAUGUGCAGACACUAUAGAGAGCUGUGCAGACACCAUAGAGAGCUGUGCAGACACUAUAGAGAGCUGUGCAGACACUGUAGAGUGAUGUGCAGACACCAUAGAGGGCUAUGCAGACAUUAAAGAGCGCUGUGCAGCAGUAAAGAGAGCUGCAUAGAAAAGUUAUUUGCAGUUAUUGUCCUUGAGAACCAAACCAUGGUUAUUUUCAAACAAGUUAACACCCUUUUUUUAACCUUCAAAAAUGUCUCCAGCUAACACAGAAAUUCCCCUGAUACAUCAAUGAUUUAUGUCUGUCAAACCCCCUCCUUAAAUACAAGUUCAGCCUCUGUGAAUUUGAAUUAAGAGGAAAAAAAGAGGAGAAAAAGCAGGAGUAAACAGAUGAUUACAAACAAACAGGCUGAUGUCUGGAUUAUGACACAGAGGCCAGCACUUUAGGUGUGCUACACGUGUGUGGGAAAAAAAAACAACGCUCCAAGCAUGCUGAACAUUUCCCAGCUCUCAGUCAUCGAGUGGUCGGCCAUCUUGUUUUAUUGUUUUAAGCUGUGCAGACACUAUAGAUUCAUGUGCACACACCAUAGACUGAUGUGCAGACACUAAAGAUUGAUGUGCAGACACCAUUGAGUGAUGUGCAGACACUGUAGAGAGCUGAACAGACAAUAUUGUAAGCUGUGCAGAAACUCUAGAGCAGUGGUUCUCAAGUCCAGUCCUUGAGGCCCACUGUCCUGCAUGUUUUGGAUGUUUCCCUGCUCCAACACACCUGAUUCAAAUGAUCAGCCUGUAAAUAAGCCAUUACAAAGCUUGAUAACGGGCCCCAAGGACUGGACUUCAGAACCACUCCUCCAGAGCGAGGUGCAGACACCAUAGAGAGCUGUGCAGACACUAUCGUAAUCUGUGCAGACACUUUAGAGAGCUGUGCAGACACUAUAGAGUGAUGUGCAGACACUAUAGAGUGAUGUGCAGACACUAUGGAGAGCUGUGCAGACACUAUAGAGUGAUGUGCAGACACUAUAGAGAGCUGUGCAGACACUACAGAGUGAUGUGCAGACACUAUCGUAAGCUGUGCAGACACUUUAGAGAGCUGAGCAGACACUAUAGAGUGAUGUGCAGACACUAUAGAGUGAUGUGCAGACACUAUGGAGAGCUGUGCAGACACUAUAGAGUGAUGUGCAGACACUAUAGAGAGCUGUGCAGACACUAUAGAGUGAUGUGCAGACACCAUAGAGAGCUGUGCAGACACUAUAGAGGGAUGUGCAGACACCAUAGAGAGCUGUGCAGACACUAUAGAGAGCUGUGCAGACACUACAGAGUGAUGUGCAGACACUAUAGAGAGCUGUGCAGACACUAUAGAGAGCUGUGCAGACACUAAAGAGUGAUGUGCAGACACCAUAGAGGGCUAUGCAGACAUUAAAGAGAGCUGUGCAGCAGUAAAGAGAGCUGCAUAGAAAAGUUAUUUGCAGUUAUUGUUCUUGAGAACCAAACCAUGGUUAUUUUCAAACAAGUUAACACCCUUUUUUUAACCUUCAAAAAUGUCUCCAGCUAACACAGAAAUUCCCCUGAUACAUCAAUGAUUUAUGUCUGUCAAACCCCCUCCUUAAAUACAAGUUCAGCCUCUGUGAAUUUGAAUUAAGAGGAAAAAAAGAGGAGAAAAAGCAGGAGUAAACAGAUGAUUACAAACAAAUGAUGUCUGGAUUAUGACACAGAGGCCAGCACUUUAGGUGUGCUACACGUGUGUGGGAAAAAAAAACAACGCUCCAAGCAUGCUGAACAUUUCCCAGCUCUCAGUCAUCGAGUGGUCGGCCAUCUUGUUUUAUUGUUUUAAUAUGGAGGCAACGCCCAGUUUGAGUUGUCCUCUUCAUCACGGGACACACCCCUGAUCGUGACUCACCCUGUGAAGCACAGCCAGGAGUAUUCAUGUGUUCAUGUGAGUUUGUGUGGUUCACAUUAUGUGUGUGUGUGUGUGUGUGUGUGUGUGUGUGCUGCCUCUGAGCCCCUCCCUGCCUGCCUGUUAGUUUGGGUCUUUAUGUUUUUAAUCCAGUCUCCAUCUGUUUUAUUCUCCAGUUUGUUCAUUUGGUGUUUCAAACACAGACUUUCACACCUUAAAUCUUUCUUUUUCGAUCACACCGGGUUUUUGAAUCCAUUACUUCUUCUAUAACUUCAGUUAUAUCCUUUUUUUGUUUGUUUGUUUGUUUGUUUUUCUGUAAACUUUCUGCCAGUUCAUUUUAAUGGCUGUCUUUUAUUGUUAAUGUCAUAGCUCCCCCUGGUGGCAGAAUGAGAUUGUGACAGGUACAUCUCCAGGGCUCUCAUUCAUUCCUGAUUUCUGUUUUUUUCUUUUCUGUCUUUUUCUUACCUUUACCUGUUUCUUAGACAUUCUUUUCUGACUUUUCUGUAUUUUUCAUUUGGUAAUUUUGGCAAAUUUUGUUCAGUUGCCAAUGUUUUUUCUGAAAAUGAAUCAGUUUAUGCUGUUUCACUUCAAAGUAGGGUGCAGAAUGUUUUCAUGUUCUUAUUAUAGAAUUCAUGAUUAAAAAUAAAUGUACCAUUUAAUCUUACAUGAAACAUUUAAAAAAGAUUCAGUGCAUUUUUUAAGGCUUUGAGCUAAUUUCAUUACAUGAAUAAUGGUCAAUGGUACGGUGGCCUUGAGGGUCAGUGUUUUCAUGUCAAAUAAAUUAUUCCCAUUUUUAAAUUAUUCUUUUACAUUUUCUAAAAUAUUUGUUUUGUUCAAUAUUUUUUAUUUUUAACAUUUUUUCAUAUGCUUAUCUUUUAUGAAAUAUUUUUUAGGAUUUGCAAAAUUUGGAGGUUAGGUGAAAUAUUUUGUUUUGAAAGGUCUUUGCAUUUCCUGAUUUUUAAAAUUCUUUUCUGACUAAAUCAGUGGUUCUCAAGUCCAGUCCUGGAGGCCCACUGUCCUGCAUGUUUUGAACACACCAACACACCUGAUUCAAAUGAUCAGCUCAUUAGUAAUCUAUUACAGAGCUUGAUAACGAGCUGAUAAUUUGAAUCAGGUGUGUUGGAGCAGGGAAACAUCCAAAACAUGCAGGACAGUGGGCCUCGAGGACUGGACUUGAGAACCACUGGACUAAAUACUUUGGUACUCUUCAAAGUUUUUUGUAUGUGGUGAUACAUUUUUCAUGUUGGCAAAAAAAAAAAGAAAAAAAUCUCUGUGCUUUUGACCUUGGUGGAAACUAAAAUUUCAUUUUAUAAACAAUAGUACCUUGAUUUUUGGAUGGAUGUUAUGUUUCUAAUAUUAAUAUUUCCAUGGAUCUAAAGGUUCAAACAGUACGACCAGGAUUAAGUGAUACAAUUCAACUUCAAAUACCAGAAAGCCAAGAUCAUGUGGAUUCCUUACAGGUCAUUGAAAGCCUUAGUGUUAGAAAAAAUUGAAGUUUUUGGGUCUUAAAAGGUCUUAAAAAGUUUAAAAUAGUAUUUAUGAAUACACCUGUGAAGAAUCAGUGAGGAAUAAGUGGAUAAACAGAACGCUCACACAGUAUAUGUGCUGAUAUCUUGUUGCUGAUAUUCUCUCUGUGUUCUUGUUGAAUGAAACCUUUAGUAUCUCAUUCAUUGAUUCCUUCUUGUGUAUUUUUAACACACAGAGGCAGGAGGUGGACAGAUCGCCGGGAUCGUCAGCGCCGUGGGCGUGGCUAUAUUAGGAGCAGCAUCCAGUUACAUCGCCUACCAGAAGAAGAAGCUCUGCUUUAAACUGCAGGGAGGUCAGGAACACUGAUUUUAUUCUUAUAUUCUUAUAUUUGAUAACAAAGAGGAGGUAUCAUGCCAUUUUAUCUCAUACAUUACGCUAUUUUUUUACUUUUUAGUGAAGCUUAUUUUUAUGUUUUUUUUUGUAGGUCAAGACCCAGAGAGCGGGAAAGGACCGCGUGGUGGUCAGAACGAUAAUCAACGUGAGUUUAUGUUCUCGAGUUCAUUUUAAGUUUUUAUUCUCUGGUAACUUUGUUAAUUUUUCUGUUUUUGUGUUUGUUCCAGUUUUCAGUAACCUCCUCAGGACAUCUUAG